This is a messenger RNA of Emericellopsis atlantica, 1235 nucleotides long. RefSeq lists its product as uncharacterized. The coding region runs from base 164 to 1000 and encodes 278 amino acids. The record is from RefSeq and is a predicted model, not a curated record. The transcript has a single exon. Lineage: Eukaryota; Fungi; Ascomycota; Sordariomycetes; Hypocreales; Bionectriaceae.
CCAAACGAAGAGCCCAAGCUGACACAGGGAAAAAAAAGGGCCCGUGCCGAAACAACCAUCACCAUCCAUCCUCCUUUUUCUUUCAAUAAACCCAUCGUCGUCACUUCUGGCUCCAUUCUCUCCAUCACGCCCUUCCGACACCGCUCGACUCGCCGCCUUCACCAUGCGCCUCCUCCCUCUCCUCUCCACCGGCGCCCUGGCCGUCUCCGUGCCCCAGCCAUGCCUCUCCUCUAACGCGGCCGCGCUCGCCCAACGCGCCAACUGCCCCGACCAGGCCUACCUCACAUCCUGUCUGCAGUCCCUGCCCAGGGCCGCCGAGAUUGACGAGGUCUCCGACUGCCUCCUCGCCGCCGGCUGCGCAGACGCCCACCAGCAGGCCGACAUUCUCGCCAAGGAGUGCGCCCUACUCUUCCCUACCAACGCCGACCUGCGCCGCAAGAGGGCUGCCGUCGACGAGCCCGCCGUCACCUUCGCACCACGCGACGCCGACGCCGCCUAUCUCGCCGGCACCUCCGUCCCCACGCUCUUCCCUCGCUCCGCCAUGAGCGGCGAGGAUUGCUUCACUGUCAAGGACACAAAGACAAAGGAGUGCCAGACCGUGACAAACGGCGGCGUCGAGACCGAGACGGACUGCUCCACCAUCACCACCACCACCUCCGUCUGCGCCGCGGACAAGACCUGCUCGCUCGACAAGUCGGGCGACACUGUGUGCAUGGACCUGAAGAACUCGCUCGACGCCGCCGGCAUCGUCAUCGCCAUUGUCUUUGGCGUCCUCGCCAUCAGCGGCGUCGGCACCCUGACCUUUUUGUGCUGCAAGGACCGCAAGGAGCAGAAGCGUCUGCUCGCCAAGGCCGAGGCCACGGCCCUCGUCCGCGCCGCCACCAAGAAGAAGAAGGCCGACGAGGCCCGCGAGCAGCGUGCGCCCCUCAUGGCCCAGCAGCGUGCGCGGGACGCCAGCACCGGCAGCACCGACCCCUUUGCUGACCGGAACCGUUCUUAGGUGCAGCCGCCGGGAGGAGACUUGGGGUGAGGCAGUUGGCUCACUACUACGCCGGCCAUGCUGAGAGACGCCAGAAGGAAAACGGAAUGGGGUGGAUGGAGGAGCCGAGGACCGACCACGGGCACGGGCGUUUUUGUUUUCUUCGCCACAUUCUCGUGACGAACUGUUGAAUUACUACUACUACUUAGGCAGGCAGGCAUGUGUACUUGUGAUAUUUUAGAGGGGUAGCAUCAAG